AUGAGCUCUGACCCUCGCCAAGCCACCGGCGCGAGCGGAAAAUCCAAACGUCGCUGGACCGACCCUGAAGACGAUGGCAAAAUGAACGGCCCGGACGACCUAUCAUCCCAGCCGAAGCGGCAGCGCGUGUCGCGUGCUUGCGACAGCUGCAGAUCUAAGAAGGACAAAUGCGAUGGAGUUCAACCUGUGUGUUCAACAUGUGCACAACUAUGCCGGCCAUGCACCUACAAGGCCAAUCCAAAGAAGCGAGGUCUGCCUACCGGCUACAUCCGUUCGCUCGAGCUGCUCUGGGGGCUGGUCUUCCAGAAGAUUCAAGGCAGUGAAGAUGUCAUGCGAGCCUUGAUGAGAUCCGUCAAUUUACCCAGUCACCUUGCCACGAUGGGCAAGGAAGCGGAAGGGUCGGAUACCCUGCUGUCAUCCUUCAAGAACAGUACAGUCUUGAGGGAUAUUGAACGAAUGCUGGUCGUCUUGGAACAGCCUGAAGAGGAGAGGGAUCGCAGUUUACAGGCGUACGGUGAAGGAGAUACCCCGUUGGAUGUCGAUGGGAUCCUUGCCUCCUCUGACGCUCAGGAAUGGCAAAUUCCAGAAGGACUAGAAGCUCGCGAGACACCUCUCCCUGGGGUAUCUCCCUCGCGCACUUCUAUGGUCAGCUCUGCACCCCGACCUCUUGCAUACCGCACCCGAGACUCGGGUGCCCAGACAACAACCGCGGAUGGAUUUCAUUCACCCACCCUCGCCAUCUCCCUUAACCAUGACGACCCCAGAGCGAUCUCAACCAACUCCCCACUCCAACUUCCGUACAAUGCCUGGCCUCUCCUUGACAUCUAUUUCUCAUACACACAAUGUUGGCUCCCCAUUCUGGAAAAGCACGACAUUCUCCGAACAGCAUUUCAAUAUACCGAAGGCGACGUGUUCAUGACGCGUACAGCACCUGGGUCCGGCGAUCAUGCCGCCCUUUGGGCCGUUCUUACCCUCGCCUCUCUUCAAGAUGCAUCCAUUACUGCUCGGGAGUCUGAUCCCCUCUCUGUUCGGGUGAACCCGUCACAACUCUACAACACCGCCCGGGACCUGAUCCCCGCGGAGACUGGCCCAUUUGAAGUAGGACAUGUUCAAGCCUUGCUUAUCCUAUCUCUCAUCAAGUUCGGUCAGCAGGAAUGGACAUCAGCUUGGAUGUUGGUGGGUCACUCGGUCAGAAUUGCUCAGACACUGGGUCUGGACCAGCCCUCAUUCCAUUCAGUGUCCUCAAGGUCCCCUGAACAAGGAAAACAAUUAGGGCGAGCGAAGCACGUCUUUUUAGGUUGCUUUGUGCUAGAGACGCUCAUUGCGGAACAAACCUCGCAAUGUCCAUCGUUGCGAAAGGACGACCUAGCUCGAGUGGGGUCCAUCAAUGAAGAUGGACUAGAAGAAUGGCAUCCUUGGGAGGAUAUGACUGGUUUAAGACCGACACAGGCAUCUCGAGCCUCAAUGCAACGGGGGCCGCUUCAUGCAUUGAGUACCUUCAAUCGUCUUGUAUCUCUGGUCUCCAUUCUGAAUGAUCUUUGUUGCUAUAAGCAAGAUCCGACUAUUUCCCGAUCACAACUGGAGUCCCUCGAACUCACUUUGCAUCGUUGGGCAGCCGCUCUACCAAAAAGCUACAGAGUAGACUUACAAAGUCGGCCAGUCAAGGUGGCAUCGCCGCAUAUAUUCUCACUCGAGAUGACAUAUCAAAGCAUCACCUCAUCCUUGAGCUUGCAGAUCGCUACACGGGAGAGUGAUCAGAAUAUCCCUGAAAUGCCACAUAAGGCACGAGCAAUCGAUAGCUCCAGUCGGUUGUUAAAUUGCCUUCAGGCUUACUUGGAGACAUAUAGCCUUUCGGCGACCACGCCCAUUUUUGGCAUGAUAUUGAAAUACUGUCUUCCUCGCACCUGCUCGCGCGACGUCGUAUCCGACGUCGAGCUUAGUCUGCGAAAUAAGAUCCAAUCCUAUUCAUCGCAUCUUGUGCAGCUCUGGUCUGUAUCAGACCGGCCACACACGGGCCAGACGACUGCUCAGAUAAGCCAGGGGACGAUGGCAUCACCUGCGAUGUCGCAGCAACCCGAUGCAGCUGAAGACCCUUCAUUGCGCCAUCCUCACAGUCUCCCGCCUUCGAGCACUCCCCGUCAUCUCACCGGAUCUACGGAGGCACAUGCUCCUAGCUCCGCGCAUCCUACAUCGACACCCGACCCUUUCAUCUCUACUCCAUGGCUCAGGACUGCUCAAAACAUGGACGAUGGAGCACCAUUGCUAUCAACACCCACCCCAUCUUUGACCACCAUUGGCGGCGCCUCGGAGGUCUCGGCGCCACCAGGCCAAUUAGAUGGAGGGCUAGGUAGUGGUCUUCGCCAGUCUGCCUCUGCCCCUUCAAAAUCCCAUCCUGGCCCAGCAAUGCUCCCCGACCUUGCCCCUCAAUUCCCGCCAGGCACACAGUACCAUGCACCAUAUCAAGAUCCAUCUCUCGGUCUCAGUCCUUUCGUCGACAUGGACGGCUACGGCCCACCACGCCGACAGCAGCGAAUUGCUCCAGAUCUUGACGCACUAUUCGACGAGCUGGCGUCGCUGGACGGUGCUGAAAAACCCGACAAUCAACCUGAAUUCAUGCAAAACUUGGGCUUCGUCGCUGAUUCGGGAGUGCCGGAGAUGUACUCAUUUUCGAGUCAAAUUGAGCCUUUUCUGCUGGCCCAGACGCAACAAAUACCAAGCAAUGGAUCUUCCUCCGGGGUUCGAAGGGAAUCGCAGUCACUUAGCAUGUCCGGAACGCCGAAACGAUAA
Penicillium longicatenatum is the source of this 2787-nucleotide messenger RNA. Its product is annotated as putative C6 transcription factor QutA. Bases 1 to 2787 code for a protein of 928 amino acids. The record is from RefSeq and is a predicted model, not a curated record. Gene Ontology annotation, biological process: DNA-templated transcription; positive regulation of transcription by RNA polymerase II. The transcript is spliced from 2 exons. Gene Ontology annotation, molecular function: zinc ion binding; DNA-binding transcription factor activity, RNA polymerase II-specific; DNA binding. NCBI's taxonomy places the organism in Eukaryota, Fungi, Ascomycota, Eurotiomycetes, Eurotiales, Aspergillaceae.